AUGAAGAUCACAGCUACAUUUGCUAUACUUUCCCUAGCAACUUGUUGCUUCUUUUCAGGAUAUAUGUUAUGGAUCUCCUGUGCCAAAGAAGGGAAAUACAGAGGCCUUCUGACGAUUCGAUAUAAAGGUGUAUGCGAAGAGGAUAUUAUAUGUGAGCAGUAUUCUCCACCGAAGAAGGGUGAGCCAGUUGUGUGCACAAUGGAGUACGAGCCUAUCUGUGGCAGCGACGGUCUCACGCAUGGGAACAAGUGUGUUUUUUGUGCUGCCAGAUGGCAAAGUGGAGGCACUCUAACAAUACGGUAUAAAGGUGAAUGUAAAGAGGAGGGCAAAUACUGA
Messenger RNA from Heteronotia binoei (common prickly gecko), 336 nucleotides. RefSeq names its product serine protease inhibitor Kazal-type 6-like. Bases 1 to 336 code for a protein of 111 amino acids. The transcript is spliced from 6 exons. The record is from RefSeq and is a predicted model, not a curated record. Gene Ontology annotation, molecular function: protein binding; serine-type endopeptidase inhibitor activity. NCBI's taxonomy places the organism in Eukaryota, Metazoa, Chordata, Lepidosauria, Squamata, Gekkonidae.